GGAGGCUACGCGCUUGAAGCGACGGGAGCGGUGCGGGAGCAGUCAGACUGGCCAAGAGCAGGCCGCCCGUCCCGCCUCGGCGGAUCAUGACCCGGGCGGCCACCGCGGGGGGCGCGGUGGCGGGGGCAGCGCCCCGGCGGGUCCGGCGCCAGUGAUGAUGCCGUUUGCAGUCAGCACUCAGGGCCCACCACAGACAUCGUCGCCCCAGAAGCACUAUGGCCUCUCUUCCCCGAUCAGUUUAGCAGCCCCCAAGGAGACUGACUGCAUACUUACCCAGAAAUUAAUUGAAACCCUGAAGCCCUUCGGGGUUUUUGAAGAGGAAGAGGAACUGCAGCGCAGGAUUUUAAUUUUGGAAAAAUUAAAUAACCUGGUAAAGGAGUGGAUACGGGAAAUCAGCGAGAGCAAGAACCUUCCACAGCCUGUUAUUGAAAGUGUUGGAGGAAAGAUUUUCACAUUUGGAUCAUACAGAUUAGGAGUCCAUACAAAAGGGGCCGAUAUUGAUGCGUUGUGUGUUGCACCAAGACAUGUUGACCGAAGUGACUUUUUCACCUCAUUCUAUGAUAAAUUGAAACUACAUGAAGAAGUAAAAGAUUUAAGGGCUGUUGAAGAGGCAUUUGUACCAGUUAUCAAACUAUGUUUUGAUGGGAUAGAGAUUGAUAUUUUGUUCGCAAGAUUAGCACUGCAGACUAUUCCAGAAGAUUUGGACCUGAGAGAUGACAGUCUGCUUAAAAAUUUAGAUAUUAGAUGCAUAAGAAGUCUUAACGGUUGCCGGGUAACCGAUGAAAUUUUACACUUAGUACCAAACAUUGACAACUUCAGGUUAACUCUGAGAGCUAUCAAAUUGUGGGCCAAAUGCCACAAUAUCUAUUCCAAUAUAUUAGGUUUCCUUGGAGGUGUUUCUUGGGCUAUGUUAGUUGCAAGAACUUGCCAGCUUUAUCCAAAUGCAGUAGCAUCAACUCUUGUCCGUAAAUUUUUCUUGGUAUUUUCUGAAUGGGAAUGGCCAAAUCCAGUGCUAUUGAAAGAGCCUGAAGAACGGAAUCUUAAUUUGCCUGUAUGGGACCCAAGGGUCAACCCCAGUGAUAGGUACCAUCUUAUGCCUAUAAUUACACCAGCAUAUCCACAGCAGAACUCCACUUACAACGUGUCUGUUUCAACACGGAUGGUCAUGAUUGAGGAGUUUAAACAAGGGCUUGCUAUCACACAUGAAAUUUUGCUGAGUAAGGCAGAGUGGUCCAAGCUUUUUGAAGCUCCGAACUUCUUUCAAAAGUACAAGCAUUAUAUUGUACUUCUAGCAAGUGCGCCAACAGAAAAACAACAUCUAGAAUGGGUGGGCUUGGUGGAAUCAAAAAUCCGAAUUCUGGUUGGAAGCUUGGAGAAGAAUGAAUUCAUUACCCUGGCACAUGUGAACCCCCAGUCAUUUCCAUCACCCAAGGAAAAUCCUGACAAGGAUGAAUUUCGUACAAUGUGGGUGAUCGGGUUAGUGUUGAAAAAACCAGAAAAUUCUGAAACUCUCAGUAUUGAUCUCACCUAUGAUAUUCAGUCUUUCACUGAUACAGUUUAUAGGCAAGCGAUAAACAGCAAGAUGUUUGAGAUGGAUAUGAAAAUUGAUGCAGUGCACUUAAGGAGAAGGGAACUUUAUCAGCUCCUACCUAAUCAUGUGCUUCAGAAAAAGAAAACACGUUCAGCAGAAGGCAUCAAAUUGACAGCCCUGAAUGACAGCAGCCUUGAAUUGUCUGUGGACAGUGAUGACAGCUUGUCUGUGUCUUCAUCUACCAGCAGUGUGAAGACCAGUCCAUUGACAGGCAGCUCUCAGGGCAGGGGCAGUCCUGGCCCAGUUGUAAUGGCAGCAUCUGUGACCAACAUUCAGGCUACUGAGGUUUCCAUGCCACAAGGCAAUUCCAGUGAAAGCUCGGGGAGUUUUUUAAGUGAAAGCAUUCUUCAAAAUACUGCACAACCAGCCAUCUCUCCGCCACCAAGGGCCACAGUUGCCAGAGUUGUUUCUUCAACACGUCUGAUAACCCAUCCCCCGGACCUUCAGGAAACGCAGCAACAAAAAUACCUAAUCCUAUCAUAGGAGUCUAGAGAACCUUCUCCCCUCGAAAAGAAGAAAAGACCAAGAAAACCAAAACAGAAGAACAGCUUAAUAAAAGGACAGGUGCAGCCCAAUUAGAAACUGUACCGACAGUGGCUUGGCUGUUGGCAUCUCAGAAAGCAUCCGGUAUAGACCUUCCUGAUAUCCCUGCUCUCCCUGCUAAUCCUGUCUCUGUUAUCAAGAAUUCAAUAAAGCUGAAAUAGAACUGAUAACAACCUCAAGGUCCAUAACUAACAUCUGCCAACUCAUUCUGUUGUCUUCAAAUGCUAAGAAAGUAGGGUGGAGGGUGUCAGACUAGGCAUGACUCAAAAUGGGUUCAGGUUCAUUUGGUAACUUCCUUUUUGGGCUAGUCUUGAUCUGAAGUCCAGGUUAGUAUGUGCAGCUAUGAUUACUGUUAUUAAUGUGUCCGAUUAUUAACGUGUCGACAGGAGUUUCCUUAACUAUUUGAAAGGACUACUGCCCUUACAAGAGAAGAGAGAAAACCCCUCCAGCUAUAUUUGUACACAUGACUGACAUCUGGACUGGAUUUAUCUUUGAUGGAUUGUUUGGAAAAUUCGCAAUACAGGCUUGUAUAAGAAUUCCUUAUAUCAAUGAUGCACUUCUAUGUACGUUUUUUAUUAGAAAGUAGAACUAGUUUUGGAUUUUUCGGCUUGAUGAACUUUAUUUUUUUUUUCCUGAAGACUUUUCUUCACUAUUAACCUUCAAAUUGGAUACCAUUGUGCAGUGGUGUGUUAUACUUCAGAGGAAGCGUAAAAGAACACCUAGUUCAGUCCCAGUGAGGUGGCUUAACCUUGAAAUGUCAGCUCCUAGCGUAUUUAUUUGACAUGGAAAGAAUAAUUAGGGGUUGGUUUCAAUGGGACAUGAUUAAGACAUGAUACAUUGGCUUCAUUUAUAGAAUUGUUUCUGAGGUAUACAAUCAGUGAUCAAACAGUGAAUGUUUCUUUGAGCUAACAGAACUCUAAGUUCUCUUGUCCUUCAUUCAUCUUAAAUCAUUCAUCUUAAAACAAAAAAGCUUUUUGCCUCCCCUUUCUCUCCUUGCCUGUAUGCAAAAGGUAUGCCUGUGUAUUGUUUCAUAAAAAGGAAAAACGAGAAUGCUAGUAUUUUCCUAACUGAUUUGAAACCAACAAUCGUGUGGCCACGUGGCACACAGCGGUACAUUUUGACUGCAUGGCUAAUACUUUACUAAACCUUUACUAAAAGUGAUGCCCAUGAAACAUGUUGUGCAUCUUGAGUGGCCAUUUUUAUCUCUGCAUAUAGAAGUUUUGUACCCUCCACAGAACUGCUUGUAAUAAAGUUAAUUUCCAAUUUUAAACAUGUAGGCAAAAAGGUAAUCUAAGAAUUUUAAACCAAUUUUUAUUUUUACAUGGCUUACCGUAAUUAGUCAAUUUUAUGUGUAGAAUCAUACAAAAAAAAUUUUCUGGCAAGCGCUUGUCGCGUGUUAGCUUUCUACGCCAUUGUUUUAGCCUAUCAGAAGGUUAGAAAUUAGCUUUUUAAAAAUGAAAGAUCGUAAGUAGGCAGCAGAACAUCCAUCUUUAGGAAAUGUAGGUGAAUGCAGAUGACUGAAAACUUCAUUUUCCUUAAUGUGUACCCAGCUGUCUUCACACAGUUUUCUAACUAACCUGGUUCUAACCCCCUGUCCUCCACUGCGUUUCUUUCUGCCGCUCGUGUGUCUUUCAUAGUAAACUGCAGUUACUUAAACUCUUCCCCUGUCCUUCUAGAUGAAUUUCCCAAAGUUGGAAAAUCGCCUUUUUCCUUUUAGGUUCCGCAGUAAUUGAGGCUUGCUUUCUACCAUUACUUUCUGAUGUCUAGUAUAUGCUACUUCCAUUCCCUUCAUCUCUGCCCUGUGCGGUGCCUCUGCCCUUCUGCCUCGAUAAGAUCAGGUGAAGUAUGCAAAGUAUCUGUGCAUUUUGAGUAGUAGCUGUGGUGUCAGAUUGAAAUUGCCAUGCACAAAUCUAGCUUUGUCAUUUGGUUUCACAUGGAGGGGAGGGGGGAUUUAGUUUAUAAACUUUUCAUGUAACUGAACCUGUUUUUCCAAGCUGGAAACUCGGAACUUUUUAAUUCUAUUUUUCAUUACCUAAGUAUUGGGCUUUCUUUCUUUCUUUUGAUGUACGUAGUGUCUCAUGACUGGAGUUUGCUUUGUUUUAUAGUAUUUGUACUCAGUUGUGUUUUUCAGGUACUAUUUUGAAAACAGGUGGCGUAUUUCUCCAUCAAAAACACAAUAAAAAUAAACACCGCACAAACAAAGCAGAACUAAAAUACUGGACAAGAACAAAUCAGGAGGGUGGGCGAUAGAGUUUACACAUCCGUAAAAAAAAAAAAGAAAAUUUACAUUGUUCAGGAGGAGGGUGGAGACGCUGGUGUGCUUUUUGAUUUUCUGAAGUCGAGAAUGCAUGCUGUAAUGUUAAAAGAAAACACUGAAAGGACUAUGACUUCAAUAAAAGUAAAAAAUGGAAUUAAUAAAUCUUAACCCAAAAGAAGGCAAGAAAGAAGGGGGGGGGGUGCAUAGAAAGAAUAGGAUAGAAAAUACAAUCUAAGGCAGUAGAAAUGAAACCAAAUAUAUUCGUCACCACAGUAAAUGAACCAAACUUCCUGAUUAAAAGACAGAUUGUCCAACUCCAUGGAAAAACAAUGUUCAGCUGUAUGCUGUUUUAUUUACGAGACACACCCAAAAUGAAAGGACAGAAAAGUAAAAGCAUGGAAAAAGAUAUGCUAAUGAAAAGAAAGCCAGUAUAGUAACAUCAUUUAAACAGAUUUCAAGGCUAAAACAAUGACCAGGGAUGAAAAGGGCUACUGCAUUCAUGACAGAAGAAAGAAUGCACCAGAAAAAUAGGACAAUUCAAAGCUUGUUUACACUCAAUAAAUUAGCUUCAAUGUAAAAUAACAAAGGACAAAUGUACAGAAAUGCCAAAUUGAUCAUUAUUAUAGGAGAUUUUAAAACAGCUCUUUAAUUGGUAUCAAGGAGACAAAACAUAGGGAAACAGAAUUUUUUAAAAUUAUUUAUUGUGCUGUAAGUGAAAGCUUACAAAUCGAGUCGGUCUCUCAUACAAAAAGUUAUACACACCUUGCUGUGUACUUCUAGCUGCUGUCCACAUAAUGAGACAGCACACUCCUCCUCUUCACCUUUAUUCCCCCAGUCCAUUCCACCAGCUCCUGCCUUCUCAUCUUGCCUCCAGACAGGAGCUGCCCACAUAGUCUCAUAUGUCUACUUGAGCCAAGAGGCUCACUCCUCACCAGUAUCAUUAUCUAUCUUGUAGUCCAGUCCAGUCCAGUCCAGUCCAGUCCAGUCCAGUCCAGUCCAGUCC
Messenger RNA from Loxodonta africana (African savanna elephant), 5394 nucleotides. It is a transcript of the gene PAPOLB, whose product is annotated as poly(A) polymerase beta. The record is from RefSeq and is a predicted model, not a curated record. Gene Ontology annotation, molecular function: poly(A) RNA polymerase activity; RNA binding. NCBI's taxonomy places the organism in Eukaryota, Metazoa, Chordata, Mammalia, Proboscidea, Elephantidae. Gene Ontology annotation, cellular component: nucleus.